UAGUAGCUAUUCCUGUCACUUCUUACAGCCGAGGCCCAAUAUACAUUGUAUUCUCAUAUUUGUACUUCCUCCCAACAUCUAGCGCAUAUUUGGCCAACAUAUAAAUUUUUAUCGAAAGAAUGAAUGACAUCAAUGACAGGCUGGUCGCACUCCGGUGGUCCAGGUUAGCCCGUGAGGCCACGAGGAAACUGCGGAUAAGACAGCGUCCAAUUUGCCCAUACCGCCUGCUAAACUACAAGUCCCAGUACGCAAACUCCAUGGUUGCAGUGCAUACUGGGAGAAAGUCUCCAGCUCUUCAUUGGCCACGUAGGAGAAACUCCGGUGUGUAAAAGCGCGGGGUUUAACGCACGUACGCACGGAAAACUGCGCAAGUCUCCUCGUCUGAGUUUCGCGGAACUCAUUUUGAGUGUAGGCGUUUUAGCCGGUAGGAUUUAAGAACAGUUUUAUUUCCGGCGUCACCGGAAGCAGUUUGAAAAUGGCGUCUCCCUCCUUAGAGCGGCGAGAAAAAGGGGCUGGAAAAAGUGAAUUUCGUAACCAGAAGCCAAAGCCGGAGAACCAAGAUGAAUCAGAACUCCUUACUGUUCCCGAUGGCUGGAAGGAACCAGCUUUUUCCAAAGAGGACAAUCCCAGAGGACUUUUGGAGGAGAGCAGUUUCUCAACUUUGUUCCCAAAAUACAGAGAAGCUUACUUGAAAGAGUGUUGGCCAUUGGUGCAGAAAGCCUUGAAUGAACAUCAUGUUAAUGCAACCCUGGACCUGAUCGAAGGCAGCAUGACUGUCCGUACUACAAAGAAGACUUUUGAUCCAUAUAUCAUCAUUAGGGCAAGAGAUCUGAUAAAACUGUUAGCAAGGAGUGUUUCAUUUGAACAGGCAGUACGAAUUCUUCAGGAUGAUGUUGCAUGUGACAUCAUUAAAAUAGGUUCUUUAGUAAGGAAUAAAGAGAGAUUUGUAAAACGAAGACAACGGCUUAUUGGUCCCAAAGGAUCUACAUUGAAGGCAUUGGAACUCUUAACUAAUUGUUACAUUAUGGUUCAGGGAAACACAGUUUCAGCCAUUGGACCUUUUAGUGGCUUAAAAGAGGUUAGAAAAGUAGUCCUAGAUACUAUGAAGAAUAUUCAUCCAAUUUAUAACAUUAAAAGCUUAAUGAUUAAGAGAGAGCUGGCAAAAGAUUCUGAAUUACGAUCACAAAGUUGGGAGAGAUUUUUGCCGCAGUUCAAACAUAAAAAUGUGAAUAAACGCAAGGAACCAAAGAAAAAAACUGUUAAGAAAGAAUAUACGCCAUUCCCACCACCACAGCCAGAAAGUCAGAUUGAUAAAGAAUUGGCUAGUGGUGAAUACUUCUUGAAGGCGAAUCAGAAGAAGCGGCAGAAAAUGGAAGCAAUAAAGGCUAAACAAGCAGAAGCCAUCAGUAAGAAACAAGAGGAAAGAAACAAAGCAUUUAUUCCACCUAAAGAAAAACCAAUUGUGAAACCUAAGGAAGCUGCUACUGAAACUAAAAUUGAUGUGGCCAGCAUCAAGGAAAAGGUUAAGAAAGCAAAGAAUAAGAAACUGGGAGCUCUUACAGCUGAAGAAAUUGCGCUGAAGAUGGAGGCAGAUGAAAAGAAAAAGAAGAAGAAAAAGUAAAAUAUACCCCAAACUCCUUGACUAGAACUAUCUCCUUUUGUAAAGGAUUUUGAGAUACCAGGCAUUAGUUGCCUUAUCUGUGAGAAAUUUUCUGAGGGUUUUGUUUUGGUAGUGGUGGUUCAUAGAAGAGUGUUCUUUAUAAAUUAUUAUAUUUUUGUGUUUUUUGAAAAUUUUGUACUAGAAAGUGGUAUAUAUGUCUUUGUAUACAUUACGACCAUUGUGAUUAUCCAUUAAAUCCAGUGUCUGAUGCCAUUGGUUAGUCUUCAAAUAUAAUGAUGUCCCAGCAUUUGAUGCUCCCUUUAAUGAUAACAAACAAAUAUUUAGGUUUAUCCCUUUUGAAAAUUUGGUUUUACUUUUAACAGUCCAUGAACAGAAAAUUAAGGCCUCUAAAAUCAGAUCCCCUAGUUACUCCUCUGUUCUGAAUCUGGGAAAGUGGUAAACCAGAAAGACAUCAGGUUGCAAGAGAACAGGGAAAACCAGAUAUUUAGAGUUGAAGCAGCAUGCAAAAAGUAAUAAUGGCUACUGGAGUUACUAAGAAUCACCUUAAAAAGUGCUACUGUACCUUGCUCAUUUUGCAGAUUUAGAAGCUGAAACAUGGGUUAAGUUACUUACUGAAAGUCCACCUGUGGCAACCUGCAAACAAUGCUUAUUUAUAGCAAACAAUGCUUAUUUAUAGAAAAGUGGGAAGUAAAGAUGAGUUUAUCUGAUAGAGUUAGGAAGUUUCUUCUUUUGAGUAAGAGUAUGGCUGCAAUGUAUUUUCUUUUCUGAAAUGUUUUAAAAUAGAAAUACACCUAAUUGUUAUUCACUAUUAUUGGUUAAAAAAAAAAGCCAUAUUUGAAUAAGGUUGAUUUUUGGGUUUUUUCUUUCCUGGAUUGUAUUAGUCCAAAAGAACUAAAUUAGGGUACUUGUGUUGUACCAAAAUGGUAAUUAUAACAGACAGUAUCAUAAUUACUGAAUUAACAAUGAGAAAGAGAGAAGUGUAUCUGUUACGUGGAUAUAUGGGCCAGCCUGGAUACACAA
Cercocebus atys (sooty mangabey) is the source of this 2641-nucleotide messenger RNA. RefSeq names its product KRR1, small subunit (SSU) processome component, homolog (yeast) (gene KRR1). The record is from RefSeq and is a predicted model, not a curated record. Lineage: Eukaryota; Metazoa; Chordata; Mammalia; Primates; Cercopithecidae. The transcript is spliced from 10 exons. The coding region runs from base 476 to 1621 and encodes 381 amino acids. Gene Ontology annotation, cellular component: small-subunit processome; nucleolus. Gene Ontology annotation, molecular function: RNA binding.